This is a messenger RNA of Planococcus citri (citrus mealybug), 874 nucleotides long. RefSeq names its product 26S proteasome non-ATPase regulatory subunit 9. The record is from RefSeq and is a predicted model, not a curated record. Gene Ontology annotation, cellular component: cytoplasm; nucleus. The transcript has 4 exons. Bases 105 to 743 code for a protein of 212 amino acids. NCBI's taxonomy places the organism in Eukaryota, Metazoa, Arthropoda, Insecta, Hemiptera, Pseudococcidae. Gene Ontology annotation, molecular function: protein binding. Gene Ontology annotation, biological process: proteasome regulatory particle assembly.
UACAACAAUUUUUUUGAUAACGUAGUUUCAUUGAAAAAAAUUGCUGAUGAAUAAUACGAAUGUACGUAUUUUUAUUAUCGAAUUCAGUCGCUCAAUAUUAUUGAAUGGAAAAAAUGGUGAAUAGAAAUUUCGCAGAACCUUCCAAUGCUGUAUCAACGGCUCGUCAAACCGCCUUAAACUUGGAAAAUGAUAAGAGGAAAUUGGAGGAAGAAUUGAGAGAAUGGCUCGCAAUCAUAGAGAAAAACAACACUGAUAUGAAUGAAGCAUUGGUUGAUGCUGAGGGAUAUCCGAGAGCUGAUAUAGACGUAUAUCAAGUUCGACAUGCGAGGCACAAAGUGAUUUGUAUUAGGAAUGAUCUGAAGAAAAUCAUGAUCGAAAUAGAAAAAUGUCUUCAUGCGAUUCACGCUGAAGGUAGUUUGUCAGUACAGAUGGAAAGUAUGGAUGUUGAAAUAACCUCGGAUACUCCUAUUGCAAGAGUGACUUCCAUAACAGCUGGUUCUCCAUCAGACGAAGCGGGACUACAAGUUGGCGAUCUGAUAACUAAUUUUGGUUCUGUAAAUAGCAGUAAUUUCAAUGGACUGGCUGACAUUUCCAAUAUUGUGAAGCAUUCAAUUAAUCAAAUUAUCAAGGUUAUUGUUCUUAGAGACGAAGUAACUGUUAAAGUGUACCUGAAACCGCAUCUUUGGUCCGGACAAGGAGUAUUGGGUUGUGUAAUUCUACCUUUCGAAAGCGUUGAAAGAUGAAAAACCACGCAGCUCUCGCAAAAACCAAUAUUUUCAACGAUUGAAAAUUCCAUUCAAGCAUUAUAUGGAAAGAUAUACUUAAGGUUUACUUAUUUUUGUUGAAUUAAUAAAACGUUGUAAUUUAAACAAAA